Messenger RNA from Carcharodon carcharias (great white shark), 1901 nucleotides. RefSeq names its product transmembrane protein 26b (gene tmem26b). The transcript has 12 exons. Bases 1 to 1680 code for a protein of 559 amino acids. Lineage: Eukaryota; Metazoa; Chordata; Chondrichthyes; Lamniformes; Lamnidae. The record is from RefSeq and is a predicted model, not a curated record.
AUGGUUUUGUUUGUCUAUCUGAGCGCUGUUGUUCCUCGACUCAUUUUUGUGUUUCACACCGUGUUAGCAAUUUGGCGAGUAACUUUAGUGAAAGAAAAUCCCAUGUACUGGCUUCUGUUGCUUUUGAUUUUACUGAUGCUUGUCGAGAUGAUAGUGACUCUAACCAUCCAGAAAGGGAAAGAGUACAAAGGAUUUUCUCCAGCACUGUUUUUUUAUCUAAUCAAUAUAAUACCUCCAGUGUGGCUCCUUGAACUGUAUCAGCUUGAAAAACAGAUACACACCGCAGACUGCAGUUCAAUGAAUUCCUCUAUUAAGUGCACGCCUAUUUUUGAUGAAUCAUUUGGUGCAUUUAGUGUACUCCGAAGCGAGUUAGCAUCUUAUUACUACAGCACUUCAUCUUCCAAAAAAGCAUUGAAUACAAAGCAACGGUCCAGCAAGCUCACCAAAUCCAGCUUAGGAGGCGGUGACAACAGUGGUCACUGCCAACGCUGCAUAGAAGAGGUCAGUCACCCAGUGCAGAAAGAAGAUGAAUGUUCUCAUUCGUGCCAUCAAGGACAAGAUUGCACACAAUGGCAGAGAAAGUUCCCAGACCCAGGGGUGGAGUGCCGGAACUCAAGGUCCUCUCGGUUUGAAAACCGAGCUAUUGAGCUGGCCAGAGAGGACACAGACUGUGCCUGCGGCAAUGUUGAUAUAAUUGUGGGCCUUGGCAAAAAGGGCAUCUGUCACGUCAUGUAUGCAUCUAUUCCACAAGCUACAAAAGAGUUUUGCAGUUGUCUGUCUAUUGCUCAUCUUGUGAUUCGUACAUAUGUUACCGUACUACUUGAGAUGUUCAUCAUUACCUCCAUCAAAGAAACUGAAUGUGAGGUGACCACACUGGAAGCAAUAAUCUGGUUAUGGGUUAACCUGAACAUUAUAAAGGCAUUCUGGAAUUGCACGUUGUAUUUUCCUAUCAGGGAUUUUCUGCAUUUUACCCCUUCAACUGAACAAUUCAUCAACAAUGCUUCAACUGAAGAACCACCUAAGCAAAGUCCAAGAAGUUCCAGUAAUUCAAUCAAUUUGGUCAUCAACUGGACUACCACACUUGAUUGGACACUUGGCUUUCACCAGACUCUCAUGAUUCUGCUCAUAAUAGGGAAAUGGAUACUUCCAAUGGGCGUUGGCAUUAACCGAGACCAAUUAUCCCAGCUCCUCCUUACGUUUGUGGGAAUUGCUGCUGAUAUACUGGAGUUUAAGAGUGAAACCCUGUCAGAGAAGGGGGUCAGAUGCCAUCCUGAGCUGGUAUAUGCCAUUCUAGCUAUUUGGACAUGGAGUAUGUUGCAGUUUCCCUUGGACCUUACAGUGCUGCAGAAAACAGAAGGACCACUUCCAAAUGGGGACACACCAGGGCAUAAAGCACAGCUAUACAAAUACAGUGCAGACCUCUGGAAUAUCACCAUAAGUGUAUUGAUACAAGAUGGGCCCUUCUUCAUUUUCCGAUUGUUCCUAAUGUUCCAUCAAGAGAUUGUUCACCAGAUGUUGUUGUUCUUCACAAUCAAGAAUGCUUUGGUCCUGACACUACAGAUUUACCGGUUGGCCUUGAUAUAUUUGGAAAUACGGCAGUUGUGUCAGAAGAGGCAAGAGACAACCACUGAGGCCAAUGUCUCCACAUGUACCACUGAGAUGGAUGAUAUUGCUGAGUAGCUGUGCCACUGCUUAGGAAUGAGGAUUGGGAUAGGGUGGAAGCAUUUGAAUUCACACCCUCAUUACUGCCCUGGGAAUGUCAGUGUAGAUUUUGUGCUCAGGUCUUUGGAGUGUGGCUUGAAUCCACAAUCUUCUGACUUCAGUAGGAAUGUAUUAUAUAUUUUGACAGGGCCCUCAACUGUGUCCGGCCCAUCUCCUGCGCAUCCGCCCUCACACCUUCC